This is a messenger RNA of Andrographis paniculata, 3235 nucleotides long. Its product is annotated as phosphatidylinositol-3-phosphatase SAC1. The record is from RefSeq and is a predicted model, not a curated record. Gene Ontology annotation, molecular function: phosphatidylinositol-3,5-bisphosphate 5-phosphatase activity. Bases 257 to 2995 code for a protein of 912 amino acids. Gene Ontology annotation, cellular component: intracellular membrane-bounded organelle. Gene Ontology annotation, biological process: phosphatidylinositol dephosphorylation. The transcript has 16 exons. Lineage: Eukaryota; Viridiplantae; Streptophyta; Magnoliopsida; Lamiales; Acanthaceae.
GAGUACUAAAAUUGUAUCAAGAUCGAAAAUUUAUCCAAGCUACUCUACUCUGUCUAACCAACAGCUGUAUAAAUGUUUAUUAUCUUUCUUCUUGUUUUAAAUCACAAGUUACCAUUUUUGCGUAUCAGCCUCCCCUAUUUCCCUUCCUCCCCUUGUUAACUCUCACACCCAAAUUCUCCCUCCACCCAAAAUCGACCGACCGACCGCCGCUGACGCCACCGCCGAACGCAGCCACCGCAGACCCAGUUCCUGCGGCAUGGCGAAAUCGGAGAGCCAGAAAUCCAAUUCAGGGAAUCUUCCUCCGACUUACGGAUCAAAUUCUUCCAAAAUUCACCCUGCGAACGACCCGGAGAUUCCACCUGAUGCCAAGUCAUACUCCUUGGAGAAAUUCCGACUCUACGAAACCCGUGCGAGGUAUUACUUGAUUGGAAGUGAUAGGAACAAGCAAUUCUUCCGAGUGUUGAAGAUUGACAGAAUGGAGCCUUCUGAUUUGAAUAUCAGUGAAGACCCUGUGGUUUAUCCACCACAGGAAGUCAAGAGCUUGCUCCAGCGGAUUGCUGAGGGCAAUCGUGCCACUGGAGGGUUAAAUUUUGUUGCCAAGGUAUAUGGAAUCGCUGGCUGCAUUAAAUUCCUGGAAUCAUACUAUCUGAUACUGGUGACAAAGCGACGACAAAUUGGUUCCAUAUGCGGUCAUGCUAUAUAUUGUAUAGAUGAGAGUCAAAUAAUUACCAUUCCGCAUGUCUCUGUUCAAACCGAUGUUGCUCAUUCUAAAAAUGAGCUUCGGUACAAGAAGCUUUUAUCAAGUGUUGAUUUGACAAAAGACUUCUUUUAUAGCUAUACAUAUCCAAUAAUGCAAAGUUUACAGAAAAAUGUGCUAUCAUCUGGUGAAGAGGGUAUGCCAUAUGAUAAUAUAUUUGUUUGGAAUGCUUUUCUAACGGAAGCAAUUCGAGCAACAUGCAAGGACACCAUUUGGACAGUAGCUCUGGUUCAUGGGAAUUUCAAACAGGUUAGGCUGUCUGUUUUUGGAAGAGAUUUUAGUGUUUCUUUGGUUUCAAGACGGUCUCGCCAUUUUGCUGGAACACGUUAUCUCAAACGUGGAGUUAAUGAUCAUGGAAGGGUAGCUAACGAUGUUGAAACAGAGCAGAUUGUUCUUGAUGAAGAAGCUGGGUCAUGCAAAGGAAAAAUGAGUUCUGUCGUGCAAAUGAGGGGUUCCAUUCCGCUUUUCUGGUCGCAGGAAGCCUCAAGAUUCAGUCCCAAACCUGAUAUUAUAUUGCAAAGGUAUGAUCCUACAUAUGAGGCCACCAAACUGCAUUUUGAAGAUCUGGAAAAAAGAUACGGAAACCCAAUCAUUGUUCUUAAUCUGAUUAAGACAGUUGAAAAAAGGCCACGGGAAAUGAUGUUGAGACGUGAAUUUGCUAAUGCUGUGGGGUAUCUAAACCAGAUCCUUCCAGAAGAAAAACAACUUAAAUUUAUCCAUUGGGACUUUCACAAGUUUGCAAAGAGUAAGUCAGCCAAUGUCUUGGCAGUUUUGGGUGGAGUUGCAACACAAGCACUUGAUUUAACUGGAUUUUAUUACAGUGGAAAACCUUCUGUUGUGAAAACAAGGGCUAUUCAACUUGCUCGAUCUAGCACAGGAAGGGAUUCUUCUCUAAGGGAUUUGAGAGCUAAUUCUGCAGAGCUUUCAAGAGUUAGUGGUUCCACUGAUACCUUGAUCAAGCAUGACAAGGAACCUGAAAGCAAUCAACUGAGUAAGAAAGAUAUCGGUAGAAACUCAGAACCUCAGUUUCAAAGUGGAGUUCUGCGGACCAACUGCAUCGACUGCUUGGAUAGAACAAAUGUUGCUCAAUAUGCAUAUGGUUUAGCAUCUCUAGGUCGCCAACUUCAUGUAUUGGGUUUGACAGACAAUCCAAAAGUGGAUGCUGACAGCAGCAUUGCUGCUGCUCUUAUGGAUAUGUACCAGAGCAUGGGUGAUGCCUUGGCACAGCAGUAUGGAGGUUCAGCAGCACAUAAUACUGUGUUCCCGGAGAGACAAGGAAAAUGGAAAGCCACAACACAGUCUAGGGAAUUCUUGAAGUCUAUAAAGAGAUAUUACAGCAAUGCUUAUACAGAUGGUGAAAAGCAAGAUGCAAUAAACUUAUUUUUGGGAUAUUUCCAACCCCAAGAAGGAAAACCUGCGCUGUGGGAUUUAGAUUCUGAUUAUUAUCUUCAUGUAUUAGGGAUUCCUUUGCUGUUAUUGAGUGACAGCCCUUCGGAUGAUUCUAAGCCUUCGGUAGCAGGAACUCCUUUGAAACCAAUUCCUGCUUGUCGGGAGGACUUCUUGCGUAUGAAGUUGACAUCUUUUGAUAAACUAAUAGAAAGAACAUGUAGUUUUAUAAAGAAUGUACGGCUUUGCAGCGAGCUCGAUCAAAAAACAGGAAACUUUGGUGUAGCACCUGAUGCAGCAGAAAUACAACUCAAGAGUCCUAAUUGGCUUUUUGGCCAAAGAAAGUAUGAGGAUGAUAAUUCCACGUCUAAGUUAACUUCCAAUGGGCUUGCAAAUGGGAAAGCUCAUGAUGAGAAAAAGAUUGAUGCCCUAUGCAACCACAAUUUGUUGUCUCCAAUGGUUGAGAGCAAUGAAGAAGACGUCUAUCAACAGUACCUGGCAAUGACAACUGUAGAUGAGGCUAACGGUUGGUAUGGGGGUACUUUGCUGGGUGAUCAAGAUGAAAACAGUGAGGUUUAUCAACAUUAUGCUGAACUUAUUCAGGGCCCUGCAAUGGAACCUUUUGAAAAUGAUCUUGAGAAAGAAAAAUAUUAUGCCGAUCUCUUAAGUCUGAACAUGGUUGACUGCAUGGACCACACCGCUAGCGAGGCAAGUAUGAUGGCUGCUCUAAGGGAGUAUGACCGUGUUGGUUUAGAUCUGGGGAUUUUCCCCAAGUCCUGCAGCGCUCGAGUUCUAGAUCCAAGCCAGCUAACACAAUGGAUCCUUGGAGAAAAUCAACUGCAAAAGCUUUAACCCUUGUGCUUGCAACUGUACAAAAUAUAUGUAUGUAAAGAGAUUUACUUAACACAAAUUUUUUACCCUCAAGUUGGGGGAAAUUUGUACCCUGCGUUGGUUUUAAACUUGUCAAAACUUGGAAGUGAUGAAGUGUAGCAGUAACAAUUUCUUGAGCACUGAUUACAAAUUUUUCUUUGAUAUGGUUGUAUAUAUGCUAUGUUGUUGUGUCCAUUUUUUUAUGGAAAUAAUGCUUGCUUC